Formica exsecta is the source of this 1201-nucleotide messenger RNA. Its product is annotated as SUZ domain-containing protein 1. Lineage: Eukaryota; Metazoa; Arthropoda; Insecta; Hymenoptera; Formicidae. The record is from RefSeq and is a predicted model, not a curated record. The transcript is spliced from 4 exons. Bases 202 to 684 code for a protein of 160 amino acids.
UAUAUAUCUCGCGAAAUAUGAAUCGAAAAACAAUUCUAACAAACCGCCAAUGCGGCCUUAAAUGUGUUCGCGGCAGCACCAAUACCGUCCUCAUUUUCAACACUGGCGUUCCGUUCUCUCCAGUUGUCGCUACACGCUGUUGAUCGCGCACAGUUCGCGAAAUUCGAAGAUUUCCGCGAGGAAAUUCGCGACAUAUCAGUCAUGGACGAUGUUCUCGAGAGCUGGGAGCAAAUAGAGGAAUCCAGUACUCUCGAUAAAAGACUGGAGGCCCUUCAGUUGGACGCAGUAGAUGAAGAAAUAGAAUCUUCUAGGUCUAGUCAUAACACAAAUACAAGAAUGAUCAUUUUGGGAGAUGAUGGUCUCAGAUCUCAGUAUGUACCUCCAAAGCCUACAGUAAAGAUAUUGAAGAGACCAUCUAGAGAUUCACGGGGAAGUGGCGAUGGGCCACUAAACGACGAAAAACCUAAACAACCUAUCAAAUCUCUAAAACAGAGAGAGCAAGAGUAUGCAGAAGCGCGGAGAAGGAUUUUAGGGGAGGAAAAGAGUCCGGAAGAAAAAAUGGCGCAGGAGGUCAACAGAAUUCAGUCGAAGUCGAGCGCUCCAAAUGGUGGCAAUUAUCCCAGCAAUGUAAUUCGCAUGCCAGCUGGCCCAGACGGUACUCGGGGCUUUAACGUGCGUAGGUAGCGCGUCUUCCAGUGGACAUUUUUCAUCCACCUUUUUCGUAUUCUCCUUAUCCACCGCCAUGGCGAAGGAGAACGGCUAUGAGGCCGAUCGAAACAGCUAUGCACUCCGAGCAGAGUGAACAGAAGAUCUACAGAAGAUCUUUAGAGCUCUGUCCCGUAGAUUAUCAUCGUACGUGGACAUAGGCAUUGAGAGAGAAUGGACUUGUAAAGCAGAGACAAAUAUAUAAGAGAGAAAAAUAAUUAUAUAUAUGUAUGUAUGUAUAUAUAUAAAGAAUUACAUUUUUUGAGCGACACAAUGGGACGGAGGCGUGGAUUCGUCACAUGCAAAUGGAAAUGUUUCAUCUCAUAAAUUUGUAAAAUAUUCAAAGUACCUAAUGGAUUGUGUAAUAAAAACACUACUUGUAUGUGUAUAUAUAUAUACAUAUAUAUACACACACAUACACACUAUACAUGUACAUGUGACAACUCUGUAUGCAAUAUAUUGAGCGUUUUGUUAUUAAAUCGAAGAUACUUUUAAA